Molecule: messenger RNA, 984 nt
Organism: Pedinophyceae sp. YPF-701
Lineage: Eukaryota; Viridiplantae; Chlorophyta; Pedinophyceae
Source: the annotation of a GenBank genome assembly
AUGCUUGUUCAGCAGCUAUCGAGCAAGGUCUCUACCAGCUACUUCCAGCGGUCGCCCAGGCUCCGCAGCCAGCACCUCUCCCGUUCUCGCCGCUCCUUCGCCACCUACGCAAUGGUGAACGUUGAGCAGCUCAAGGGCGCCAAGGCCGCGUGCCUGAAGCUCGUCGCCGAGAAGAACUGCGGCCCUAUCCUCAUCCGCGCCGCAUGGCACGACGCCGGUACCUUCGACAAGGCUAUGGGGCUUGACAAGUGGCCGACCUGCGGCGGCGCGAACGGCUCCAUCCGCCACGAGGUCGAGCUCGGCCACGCCGCGAACGCCGGCCUGGUCGGUGCCAUCAAGCUCCUGCAGCCCAUCAAGGACCAGUUCCCGGAGGUCGGGUGGGCCGACCUCCUCCAGAUGUCGUCGGCCUGCGCGAUCGAGGGCAACGGCGGCCCCGCGAUCCCCAUGCAGUACGGCCGCGUCGACUCGGGGGGCCCCGAGCAGUGCGUCAAGGAGGGUAACCUCCCCGGCGCCAAGCCCCCGUUCCCGAACAACGAGGCCACGCCCGCGGAGCACCUCCGCAACGUCUUCCACCGCAUGGGGCUCUCCGACAAGGACAUCGUCGCGCUGUCCGGCGCGCACACCAUGGGCCGCGCCUACUCGGACCGCUCGGGCGCGAACGACAAGCCGACGACGCGGCACACGGAGAAGGGCGUGCCCGCGGACGUGACGCCCAAGGGCGGCGAGACGCCGGGCGGGCAGUCGUGGACCGCGGACUGGCUGAAGUUCAACAACCACUACUUUGUCGACGUGAAGGAGCGCCGCGACGCGGACCUGCUCGUGCUCCCGACGGACGCGUGCCUCUUCGAGGACCCGGGCUUCAAGCCGCACGCCGAGAAGUACGCCGCCUCGCAGGAGGACUUCUUCAAGGAGUACGCGGAGAGUCACAAGGCGCUGUCGGAGCUCGGCGUGAAGUGGGAGGACGGCGCGCCGGUGACGAUCUGA